Messenger RNA from Fusarium proliferatum ET1, 621 nucleotides. RefSeq lists its product as uncharacterized. The record is from RefSeq and is a predicted model, not a curated record. Lineage: Eukaryota; Fungi; Ascomycota; Sordariomycetes; Hypocreales; Nectriaceae.
AUGGACGAAACACCAAGAUCUACCAAUCCCAACGAUCAUAUGGCUACGUUGCAGCCACUACUGGAAGCCGAACCGCCUUCAUCAGCAUCUUCUAAUGUUGCACCAACUGAGAAGCUCGAUACGACAUCGGAGAAAGAAAGCAAAUAUCAUCCACAAAGCUCAUCAUUGGGAAUGGGCCAGCCAAAUGCUGGUCUCAUGUCUGGGCUUGGGAGAUCCAGCGAUAUCCCAUCAACGAUAGAUAACGUCGCACUCAGCCUGACGAAGUGGAUACGAGAUCGAGAGCUGGAGACAAGUCCAAUGAGAGGGAAGGCCACACGUAUGGUUAUCAUUACACAUGUUCGAUGGAAUUACUUAGGGUUUCCUGGUGCAAGUCUGUUAACAGGAAUAGUGUCUGUGAUUCUGUGUAUGUGGGAGACGCAGAAGCUAAAGAAUCCAGCACUAAAGGAUAGUAUAUUGGCGGCUUUGGCAGGUGCGCCAGAUGAAGACUUGCGGUUGCGCCUGAAACAGGCUGCUGUGAAUGGUAAACUACAAGAGAUUGGGAGAAAGGGGAAGAUUCGCUGGGAGGAAAACGACGAAUUUACCCAGUUGAAAGAAAAGAGGGAUGAUCAGCCGAGCGUUUGA